Molecule: messenger RNA, 1769 nt
Organism: Leptidea sinapis
Lineage: Eukaryota; Metazoa; Arthropoda; Insecta; Lepidoptera; Pieridae
Gene: Dnai2
Product: dynein axonemal intermediate chain 2
Exons: 11
Coding region: 1-1713 (570 amino acids)
Biological process (GO): cilium movement; outer dynein arm assembly
Cellular component (GO): outer dynein arm
Molecular function (GO): dynein heavy chain binding; dynein light chain binding
Source: RefSeq, a predicted model, not a curated record
AUGGAGAAAUCCGAAAAAAAUGAUCUUACAUACGAAUGUACGAGACGAAGAAAAUAUUUUGGCCGACAAACGCUGUUCGAGGAUCACGGACCGGAAUUAUGUGUUAGUAUACCGUCAAACCCCGCGUUAUACAAACAUUAUAUACUUCGGAACCCAGUUAAUGUUGCUGUUCAAAACACAAGCACUAUGUCAGAACAUUGGGUUAACUCAGUUCGAGCUGAAUACACAAAUUCCGGUAUGAAUCACGUAGAAGGAGGAUGGCCUAAAGAUAUCAACAUGAACGAUCCGGAGGCAACUCAAAGAUAUCGUAGGAAAAUUGAAAAGGACGAUGCUUACAUACACGCCGUGAUGCAUCUUGGACACAGCAUGGAGCACAAUAUCCUACAAAACAACGCCAUUGACAUGUACCAGACAUACUAUUCUGAGCUGCCAUCCAUACCGCCAGUGGAACGCAGUAGCUGUCAUACAGUGAACGUGUACAGAGAACCCGGCACCCGGCGACCUAUCAGGUCUCUAUCUUGGCAGGUGGAGGGUGCAAGACUCGCUUCUGCCAGCGCUGAUGUUGACACUUUGAGGAAUAGUAGAAACUUGCAGUUUUCAUACAUUUGGGAUAUAGAAAACGCUAACGCUCCAGAAUUGAUAAUAAAGCCUCCGCAUCCACUGUUGGAUUUGCAAUAUAACCCGCGGGAUCAGCAUACUUUGGUUGGAGGAAUGAGCAACGGGCAGGUGGGUUGGUGGGAUAUGCGAAAAGGAGGCGAACCAGUAUCUAUUUGCCCACCGCACGUUGCACACAGAGAUCUAGUGCGGAAUGUAUUGUUUAUCAAUUCUAAAACGGGGGCUGAGUUUUUUUCGUCUUCUCCUGAUGGGACUGUGAAAUGGUGGGAUACUCGAAGUAUGAAUGAGCCAACGGACACUAUGAUCAUAGAUCUUGUGAAACUACCCUCAGAUAUACAGAGUAUAGACAGAGCGCUUGGAAUCUCCGCAUUGGAGUAUGAACCAACUAUACCGACGAGAUUUAUGGUUGGAACUGAAACAGGUUUGGUUAUAGGAGGAAACCGUAAAGGUAAAACACCUUUGGAAAAGUUACCAACUAAAUACGAAGCUCACCUGGGCCCGGUGUACGCACUUCAAAGAAAUCCAACAUUUCUCAAGAACUUUUUAACAGUCGGAGAUUGGACUGCCAGAGUAUGGAGCGAGGAUUGCAGAGAAUCCUCAAUAUUGUGGACAUAUUCGCACAAAACGAAGCUCACUGAUGGUGCUUGGAAUCCUAUUAGGUUCUCGCUGAUGUUAGUAACACAGUGGGAUGGAUGUCUGUCGUGUUGGGACCUGUUGCGUCGUCGGAGCGCACCCAUCGUGACCGCACAGCUCUGUGAUGAACCUCUGCUCAAGCUAAGACCACACGAAGGGGGUUUACUUGUGGCAUGUGGCAGUAGCAAAGGCACGAUAUACUUAGCCGAGUUAUCUCCUAACCUCGGGACAGCGGACAAGAAUGAUAAACAACUACUAACUCACAUAUUAGACCGUGAAAAUAAACGUGAACGUAUACUGGAGGCGCGCAUGCGAGAGUUGAGGCUGAAGAUGCGUCAAGAUCGCGACGGUCCGCCGCAAGUGGCCGAGUCGGACCCCACGGUGAACGACAGAGACCUGGAAGAGGCCACUGCCGACUACAUGCAGACUGUUAGCGAGCUUGAAGGACAACUGAAACCACUGUAGCUUGAUGAUGAAGAUGGAAGCAUACUAGUAAGCCCGGCCACGCUUCAAUAUCUGAA